Messenger RNA from Pneumocystis carinii B80, 1214 nucleotides. RefSeq lists its product as hypothetical. The coding region runs from base 47 to 1156 and encodes 369 amino acids. Gene Ontology annotation, molecular function: transmembrane transporter activity. Gene Ontology annotation, cellular component: membrane. Gene Ontology annotation, biological process: transmembrane transport. The transcript has 4 exons. The record is from RefSeq and is a predicted model, not a curated record. NCBI's taxonomy places the organism in Eukaryota, Fungi, Ascomycota, Pneumocystomycetes, Pneumocystales, Pneumocystaceae.
UUAUAAUUAAAUAUAAAUUAAAUUAAAAAAAAAAUCAGUAAAUCUAAUGUCUCAAAACCAGCAGAGCAAUAAUGAGGAUUAUUAUCAAUCAGAUAGUAAAGAAGCAACAUUUUCAGCAAAAGAAAACAUUCCUAUAUGGAAGGAAUAUAUAAAAUCUGCAGGUUUUUGUAUUAAACACUUUUGGAUCAUUUUUAUUAUUGGACAAAUUCUUAGUUUGAUGAUUACAGCAUCAAGUAUAUUUACAGCGAAAUUAAGUAGUCAUAAUAUCAAUGUUCCUACAUUUCAAACGCUUAUUAAUUACAUACUUUUGGGGUCUAUUUAUAAUGCUUUUACGUUUUACUUAUAUGGCUUUAAAAAAUGGGCAAAAAUGAUUUCAAAAGACGGAUGGAAAUAUUUCAUUUUAGCAUUUAUAGAUAUUGAAGCAAACUAUUUCGUUGUAAAGGCAUAUCAAUAUACCAAUCUUUUAUCUUGCAUACUUUUGGAUUCUUUUUCAAUAAUAACAGUUAUCGUUUUAAGCUACUUUUUCUUGAAAGUAAGAUAUAGCAUAGCACAAAUAUCAGGGAUUUUAAUUUGUUUUGGAGGUAUUAUAACGCUAACAAUAAGUGAUUUCAAAUUGAAUAAAUAUAAUAAUUCCACAAAUGUCAUCAAAGGAGAUAUUUUAAUGAUCAUAGGGGCAUGUUUAUAUGGUUUAAGUAAUGUUUUGCAAGAAUUUUUUUUAUCUAAACAACCUAUAUAUGAAGUCAUAGGCCAAUUAGGUUUUUGGGGAAUAUUUAUUGAUGCAAUUCAGAUAUCUUUAUUUGAAAGAAAACAGCUAAAAGAAAUCCAAUGGUCUAAAAAGACAAUUGGAUUUAUCUCUGGAUAUAAUAUUGCAUUAUUUACAUUCUAUUCUCUUUCACCUAUUCUACUUAGAAUAAGUAGCGCUCUGUUUUAUAAUAUAUCUUUACUAACAAGUGAUUUUUGGAGUCUUAUCAUUGGAAUCUAUUUAUUUCAUUAUCGUAUCUACUGGCUAUAUUAUAUUGCUUUUAUUCUUGUAAUCUUAGGCCUUUUAAUAUACCAUUUAUUUUUCAAAGACGAAUCAAAAAAACCAUGGAUUAAUUGUAAUUGCAAAGAAAUUGAUGAUGUUGAAACGUAUGAAAUCUACAAAAUUUCUAAAUAAGAAAUAUAACUAAAAAUAUACAAAAUACAUAUUUAGAUAAUUGUAAAUAUAAGAGAGA